CAGGCGCGCGCGGUGUUUUAAGGGUUCAGGGAUUACACGCUCGAGCGGCCAGAGUCAUCAAGAGCAUUAAAAAGGCGCGUGUGGAGCAACUGGAUGAGGCUGAAGUUCUCAGGAACCUGUGGAUGAUGAGGUCUGCUGAGUUAUUUUAGUGCAGUGCUGACAGACUGCAUUUUUCUGAGCUGAAGCUUCUCUCCAGUGACCUUCACUUAGAAUCUGAGAUCAAGGCUUCCUUCCGUCAUGGAGUUGGGUGUGACCCCGAGGCGGCACAACCCUGUCGACAGCAUCUGUCGCAAGCUGCAGACGAUCCAGCGGCGUGACCGCGAGCCCAACUCUCCUUUCCAGAUCCCCAAACUGCAGUCGAGCAUCUACGACAGCCCCCACACAGGCCUGCGGUGCAACCUGGAUACCAUCCUGAAGAAGCGCAAAGGUGAUACAGAACACAGCAGCUCUCCACUUGUGCUCACUCCCGGUAUGUCCCACAGUUCAGGAAGGACCCUGUGUGUCCCUGUGACACCCCUCAGUCCUGUUAACGCCACUUACACCAUCACCAGCACUCUGGGCACGCUGACGGAGAAGGCCAGUGGAGCAUCCGGGCACAGCCUAGCCUGGCAGCUGAGCUGCUCCACACCUGCUAUCCACAACAAUGAUGCUCGCUUCGGCUUCACCCCGAGUGACCAGGAGAGGAGCAGAGCACCAGCGCACAGCUUGCUCUCCUACAACCUUAACUUUUGCUCUUCAGAUGCUUCCACAAUAUUAGACUGUGAGCUGCCUUAUCCAGCCCUGGUGGUCAAGAGACUCUCGAUGGGCGAUGGUGCUUCGUUGCCGUCUGAAUCCAAGAGAGAGAGUUUGGCUGAGGUCAGUCUGAUUUGUGAAGAGGACCUGCUCGAUACCAUUUUUCAGGCCUGUGAUACACAGUGUAGAGGGAAAGUGUACGUGUCUCACAUCGUGGACUAUCUGAGACACACGACGAGUCGUAGCUCUGAGGACAGCGGCCUGGAAGAACUGUGUAACAUGCUGGACCCCGAACACAAGGACAUCUCCAUUGACCUGGACACCUACCACGCCAUCAUGAAGGAGUGGAUCGAAGACUGUCGCAAUCAUGUGAAGGACAGUAAAAGUGAUGUGACUCAGGAAUCGGUCAAACUGCCAGAUAAUUUAUCGGCCAAGAGAUCAUUGCUGCUGAAUAUGACCUCGGGCAGCCUGGAGGCUUCGGGAGGAGAAGCUUCGAGAGCUGAGCUCGAGACGUCAGAUUUGGUGUUCUGCGUGGCCGAUUUGCAGUUUAAUAACCAGAAACUUCAGGAGGACGUUCGGAAACUGAAGCAGGCCAUGGAGGCGAUGGAGGAGAGCAACCAGAAACUCAUUGAUGAAAACGAGGAGCUCAGGACUCAGGCUAAAAUGGGGCAGCAGCUGCUGCAGAAGGAGCGCAUGCUGAAAGAGGAGGUGGAGGAGAUGAAACUGACUUUAAGCUCUUCGGAGGAGAAUCGAGUUCGAGCCUCAGCUCGGAGCAAACAGAUGGAACGAGAGAACCAGACUCUGAUCUCGAAGAUCUCUGUUCUGCAGGACGAGAACAUGAAGGUGUCUGUGGAGGUGGAGGAUCUCCAGAAGAAGAUGAAAGUGCUUUAUGAGCUCAGUGCUGACCUGCAGGCCCAGAUUCAUUCCUUCGACGCUGCCAUGACUGAGAAGGACACGUUAAUUCAGGAGAAAACGAGGCAGAUCGAGGAGCUGAAGGCUGCAGUUAUGGAGUACUCAUCAAUGACUGAAUUGCUGAGAGAAGAGAAGAGCAAGCUGGAGAGUCAGAUGCAGCUGCUGCAGCCAGACAAUGCCAUUCCUGGUCUGUCCCUCUCAGUGGCGUACAGACUGAAUCAGAUGAGUUCAGGUUCUCUGGAGACGGAGCUGGCCCUGGCACAGCAGAAUCCACCCGAGGGGGCGGAGCAAUUAUCCUCCAUCUGCUUGGCCUCACCUCUGGACGAGACUCUGGACCGUGAGGUUCUCCUCCUCCUGCAGGGUCCCACACCUGAGCACAUGUCUAUGGAGUUUAAAAUGCUGAUAAACAGACUGAGGCGAGAGUUUGAAGAGGACACACUGGAGGUUCUUACAGCACUUCCAAGCUUUAUGAAGAGUCAGGAAGUGCAGGAUACCAACACUGCCCCCAGACUCCAGGGCCUGCGGGUUCAGCUGGAGCAGCGGCGCAGCGAGUGGACUCAGGGUCUGGAGCAGCUGAAGCAGUAUACAGACUCCCUGGAGGAGGAGCUGCUGAAGAUGGCGAGCAACAUGCGCCGGUCACGCACAGAGAUCCUGCACCUGUCCGUCAGGUUACAGGAACAAGAAAAUCACAAACUGCUGUUGCGUGAUGAGCUGGAUCAGCUGAAGACUCCACAGGAUCGCAGAGACGCCAGCAGUCAGACAGACCUGCCACAAGACGAUGAAGAGAACUCCUCCCCGGAGUGGGACAGGGUGUAUCCGCUACUCGACUCUCCUGAAAAGGAAACCGUCGAGCUCCAGAUCCACACACAGGAAGACGAUCAGAAGCCGAAUCCUGCUGCUGCUGCUACUGGACCAUGUGAAAUUGAUGAGAAUCGACUCAAGGAUCAUGAUGAGCCUCAACAGGAGGAAGCCAGAUUCCCAGCAUGCACUGGGCCUCAUGACACCCACGAGCAGGCUGUGUGCUGCAGUGCUUCUCUUUCACACUCCUCCCACCCUCAGUGCGCUGAUGAAGGGACUCCGAGCCGAUCUGACCCCUCUCUCCCCCACACCCCUGAUGUGGUCUCUCCCCCAGCUCACAGUCCUGCAGUGGGUGAACCUUUCUCUUUAACUGAAAGAACUCCUGAGGAAGAACCAGGACCUGAAGGAGAGCAGGACGUCUCUGACAGCAUGAACAGUUCACAGAAGCUCCCACAGGAGCAGGUUUCUGCUGUGCCGACUGUACUGGAGAGGAGCGGUCUGUUGCCCGUAGCCGAGGAAGAAGAACCGACAUCUGAGGCGAGUCAGCAGGGGGCCAAGGCAGGGGGUGGAGCAACAAGGCAGAGUGUGGCGAAGGAUAACGGCGCGUCUGUCCCUCUGACCAUUAGGAGCAGAAUUAAAAAAGACCUGGAGACGCCCAGCGGCAGUAUGGAGGCCAUGGGAGAGCAGAGAUCUCAGGACGACAGUGACACUUUAACUGCAGAUAAAAACGGUGGCGUUUCUGAAAAUGGUGAAUCAGUGAAGGAAGACGGAUUGACUCAGAGUGAAAAAGACAUUGAGGCUGAGUUCCUCCGUCUGUCUCUGAGUCACCGCUGUGACAUGUUCACUCUGGAGAAGAGACUUCAUCUGGAGGAACGCUCACGGAACCUGGCCGAGGAGAACGUACGCCGAGAAGUGUCCAGCUGUCAGGGUCUUCUCCAGGCGCUGAUCCCUCUGUGUGGUGAUGAUAACCCCUCACUGGAAAUCAUCCAGCGGCUGCAGAAGAACCUGGAGAUCCUGCUGCAGUCCGUGACCCGAGUGGCCAGUCGCUCUGAAACACUGGGCUCCAUUCACCAGGAGUCUCGCAUGGGGAAAGCAGUGGAGGUGAUGAUUCAACAUGUGGAGAACUUGAGGAGGACGUACACUAAAGAACAUGCCGAGCUGCUGGAGCUCCGACAGAACCACUUGCAGAAAGACAGGUCCUUUGUCUCCCACAUGGACCAGGAUGAUUUCAGGAAGAAAAGGUCCAGCGCUGAUUUCUACAAGGUGGCGGCCCGUCGUGUCAGCAUAGCCACCAUCCCACGCAGCUCCAGAGCGCCGGCACCCAAUGGCAUGGCUAAAGAUGCGACUGAGAUGGAGACGUUGGGACGUAGGUCACCUGGGAACAUGCUUGGAAAGAACACACUGCGGGCGCCUCUAAAGCGCUUUAUUAGUUGCACUGAGACAGAAGGUCCUGCUCUUAGGAAUAGCAAUCCAAGUACCGCAUCAUCGAGCACUAAUCCGAGUCCGACGACUGAACUGGCCUCACCUUUUGCGGUGAAGGCGCCGCCUUCUGAACUACCUGAAGCUCCUAAGGGUGUCUGCACCUGGGCCGCAUUGAUGGUGGUGCUGGCUGCCUUCGUAGCAGUGUUGGGCAAGAUGCUGAUACAACCGGCGGCGGACGCGGCCCCUGUAGGCACCGGUGACUCCUGGAUGGCCAUCCAGCAGAUUCUGUGGCCCUACACAGGGCUCAGGCACAACGGCCAGCCCCCUGUUUAACAGUGUGAUGCCCCCUAGUGGAUGGGAGAUAAGUAGCAGCAAUCGGAGAGAUCAUGAAGCACUUUUUAAAAAUGGCAAAACAGCUGCAUGGAGGAAUAGUAUGACCAAGUACACUUUUUAAAGACGGAUAGGGACUUGCUUGAACACAAAUCAGUUAUAUAAUGAGUGUUUUAAUUGCCUGGGAAACAGAACUUUACAUCUGGCUGAUCUUCCUGUGCUGAAUCUCGGGACACAGAUUGAAGCAGCUACCUUUUUAGCAUUUUUACAUUCUGAUGAUAUCAAUGUUUAUUUUUAGUGACAGUCUAAGGAGGAACAAAUUGCUUUAUUUCUUUAAGUUUUGAAAUUGUAGCUUAUUAUUUUAACAUUUAUUGCUUUAACCUGAGUGUAGGGUGUAAAUAACAAAAUAGUUUGGUUUUUAUUCUUCCGUUUCAGCAUUUCAAACAAAUGUUUGUUUUUUGCUUUGCUGUGCACUGUUAUGGAUUUGUUUGGUUUUUUUUUUUAAAAUAUGUUCCAAAGAUGGAGAAGAAAAACGAGCUUUCGCACAAUAAAGUUACUAAUCCGUCUGCGAUCACAACUGGCUGCAGGUAUCAAUUAUGCAGUGCAUUUUACUGUAUAACACACACACACACACACACACACACACACACACACACACACCUGCAAGUGUGUGUGAAUCGUUCUGAAAGCAGAAAUUGGUCCAGGUUCCUGAAUCCGAUGUUGAUUUAUGUUUAAACCUUGGUGGUGAGGGAUUGAUUUGGUGAUUAUCUUGAAUUAAUUUAUCCCAAUUCCUAACUCUUAUUAGGUCAACAUUUUGGACAUCCUGCCUGUGAAAUAUUUGUCAAUCUUCUGCCACUUGUGCGUUUCACAAACUUUUUUCUAAGGUGCGUUGUCAGAGUAUGUACAGUAUAUACAGCACAUCUUAUUUAAAUUGUGUGUUUUAAGUCAUAUUUGCAAAAAUUCUUGUUCUGACAAACUCACGUUUGUUGAUUGGGAUGUACACUUGAUUGCAAAAGUUUGCACACCCAUAAGACCAAUAAAAGACUAAUAAAAUUUA
This is a messenger RNA of Neoarius graeffei (lesser salmon catfish), 5251 nucleotides long. It is a transcript of the gene lrmp, whose product is annotated as lymphoid-restricted membrane protein. Gene Ontology annotation, cellular component: endoplasmic reticulum membrane. Lineage: Eukaryota; Metazoa; Chordata; Actinopteri; Siluriformes; Ariidae. The transcript is spliced from 37 exons. Bases 238 to 4197 code for a protein of 1319 amino acids. The record is from RefSeq and is a predicted model, not a curated record.